AUUUCCGGUGGUACAGCUUAGCAAACGUACCGGAAUACAACUAACUCGGGUUCGUUUAUGAAAGAUUAUUUACUUUGAGGAAGCGCGUCAACUAACUCGUCCGCUUGUUUCAGGGAAAGUGAAAGCAGCACGUGACCGGAAGUGAUGCUGGUGGCCUGGGGGUUUUCAUGGCCCGCCAGGUGAGACGUAGUCUGUCACAGCAGGGAGGCUUUGGCGCUUUGUGGUUUCCUUUCUUCUACCUUUGCUCACCUGACGAGGCUCACAUAGGAGCUCGGACAAAAGGGGCGUGGUAAAGGCGUGCUUGGAGGGGCGUGGCCAUCAAAGCGCUUGUUAAAAAAACAGCGUGGACGAGCGUGUGUUUGUUUGUUGGCUUUUCUCCUCCUUUGUGCUCGUUUCCGGUUCGCUUGUCCAUUUUCCUUCGGGCCUUCGGGGGAGGAGGCGAGCGGCAAAAUGGAGAGUGUCCCUUUAAGACGCCGGCCUUCCCGCGGCGGCUGGGACUGACGCCCCGUGUGUGUUCCGGCGCGCGCACGACACACGCACGCCCACAGGCCGAAGGAAACAUCACCUGGAAAGAACAAAAAGAGAGAAAGUUCGGGAAAGAAAGAAGUUCUUCCUCAGUCUGGUGUUCCAGUGCCGUGCUGGUGAGCCGUUAGGAUGAGGCCCGGUCAUCUGAUCCUCGCCGCCGCCGCCACCGCCGUCCUCGUCCUCCUCUCAGCGCUGCCCGUGACCUCGGCCUGCAACAAAGCUCUGUGCGCCAGCGACGUCAGCAAGUGCCUCAUCCAGGAGCUGUGCCAGUGUCGUCCAACCGAUGGCAACUGCUCGUGCUGCAAGGAGUGCAUGCUGUGUUUGGGCAACCUGUGGGAGGAGUGCUGCGACUGCGUAGGGAUGUGCAACCCCAAAAACUACAGCGACUCUCCGGCCACGUCCAAGAGCACGGUGGAGGAGCUGCACCGCCCCAUCCCCUCGCUCUUCCGUGCCCUCACGGAAGGCGACGCCCCCGUCAACAUGAUGGUGGUCUCCUUCCCUGUGGCCGAGGAGCUGUCCCACCACGAGAACCUGGUCUCCUUCCUGGAGUCUCUGGACGGCCCCCACCAGAACGUGUCGGUGGCCGGCAACAGCAUCCACGCCAGCUACGAUGCUCAAGAGAACAUGUGCACCGUGGUGUACUUUGACGACUGCGUGUCCAUCCGCCAGUGCAAGCUGUACUGUGAGUCCAUGGGGGGGUCCAAAUACCGCUGGUUCCACAACGCCUGCUGCCAGUGCAUCGGGCCCGAGUGCGUGGACUACGGCAGCAAGGCGGUCAAGUGCAUGAACUGUCUCUUCUAAGGAUCUAAGGACUACCCCCCCCCCCCCCCCCCCCCCGCUUUUCCUCUGCUGUUGACUGUAUAUUUUUACCUACUUUGAUUUCACUCAUCCUUUCAUUAGAGGUGUAUAUUAUAAUGUAUUUUUACAAGCUAAAUCACAGUCUGGACUAAAUAAACUUGGGCUGAAGGAACUUUGCUUUCUUCCUUUCCCGGUGGGGGUGCGCUAAUCUUAGCCUGCUGGCAACCAAGUCAGGAAACGCAUCAUUUCCUGGAGCAACAAGGCCGCCAUUAUGGCCUCCUCAGCCGCAGGUGUUCUCCUGCCCGCUGACAGAGCCAGAAAAAAGGGGGCAAGGGCAGCG
Messenger RNA from Doryrhamphus excisus (bluestripe pipefish), 1663 nucleotides. RefSeq names its product twisted gastrulation BMP signaling modulator 1a (gene twsg1a). Gene Ontology annotation, biological process: regulation of BMP signaling pathway. NCBI's taxonomy places the organism in Eukaryota, Metazoa, Chordata, Actinopteri, Syngnathiformes, Syngnathidae. The record is from RefSeq and is a predicted model, not a curated record.